UCUCCUUAAACCAAUCCUUCGCUUCUCAAUCUGCCUCCUAAAACCAACAAUUUUCUGUCUUCAUUUUCUCUUUUAACUCUCUCUCUCUCUCUCUCUCUCUAAUGGCUCGAUCAAGCGCUGUCGUUUUGGUGCUUAUGGCUGCCCUUUUGGUGGCCUCAACAAGGGCACAAUCCCCUGCAUCUUCACCAGCCAAGUCCCCUGCCUCUGCCCCUUCUCCUUUGAGCACUCCACCUGCUGCCUCUCCUUCUCCUUUGGGCACUCCACCCUCAGCUGCUCCUUCAACAGCUCCCGUCGCAGACUCUCCACCUUCUCCCCCAUCGUCUUCCCCUAAAUCUCCCGCCACCUCUCCCUCUACUUCGGUGUCGGGAUCGCCCUCGGAAGCUCCUGCUCCCAACGGCUCCGUUUUGAACAGGUUCUCCAUCGCCGGAUCGGUGGCCGUUGGGGUUUUCGCUGCCGCAUUGCUUGUGUAAACAGGGAAUCUCAGACUAUAAGGCCAUGAGAACAGAGGGGUUCUAUGAAUUUUUUAAUCAUUUGUUUUAUUGUUUUUAAUUUCCCAUUUAAUUCAAU
Prunus avium (sweet cherry) is the source of this 567-nucleotide messenger RNA. RefSeq lists its product as uncharacterized. The record is from RefSeq and is a predicted model, not a curated record. NCBI's taxonomy places the organism in Eukaryota, Viridiplantae, Streptophyta, Magnoliopsida, Rosales, Rosaceae.